AGAUAGAGAUGUAACUACACUCUCUCUCUCUCUCUCUCACCCACACGCAGAAAGUGUGACGACGAUUGCAAUUUUUUCUUUGCGCAUCCUCUUUCUCACUCCAUUUGCAGUCUAUCUUCAUCUGUGAUCUCUCUCUCUCUAAACUUCUCUUUCAAUCUCUUGCUUUUGCUUCUAUCUUCCAUUAGCUUUCUUCUUUCUGCUUUUCACCUUCAUUGACGAUUUGACUCUCUCUCUUUUUUUCUUUUUUUUUUUUGCAUUGGUUUUGUCUUAGUUCCAUUGCACUCGCUAAGCAAAAAACCCCCCGAGAGGAUCUCUCUCUCUUUUCUUUUCUCUCUAACACAUUUGUUUUACACCCAUUUGGAUUUGGUAGCUAAAGAAGAGUUUUUAGCCAUGGAAGCUCCGAAACCAGAAGAGAUAAGCCAUCCACCAAUGGACCAACUUCAAGGUCUAGAGUACUGUAUUGACUCAAAUCCAUCAUGGGGGGAGGCAAUAGCUCUGGGUUUCCAGCACUACAUUUUGGCCUUAGGAACCGCGGUUAUGAUUCCAUCAUUCCUUGUUCCAUUGAUGGGUGGCAAUGAUGAUGAUAAAGUGAGGGUGGUUCAGACUCUACUUUUUGUUGAAGGUAUUAAUACACUUCUGCAGACAUUAUUUGGAACCCGGCUGCCAACCGUGAUCGGAGGGUCUUAUGCAUUCAUGGUCCCCAUCAUUUCCAUAAUCCACGAUAAGUCCUUGAUGAGCAUUGACGAUCCUCAUCAGAGAUUUCUUAACACCAUGAGAGCAGUCCAAGGUGCUCUAAUAGUAGCAUCAAGCAUACAAAUUAUUUUGGGAUUUAGUCAGAUGUGGGCCAUCUGCUCCAGGUUUUUUAGCCCUCUUGGAAUGGCUCCGGUGAUUGCGCUGGUUGGUUUUGGCAUGUUUGAUAGAGGCUUCCCUGUGGUUGGUCGGUGUGUUGAGAUCGGCGUUCCCAUGCUUAUUCUAUUUAUAAUCUUCUCCCAGUACUUGAAAAAUUUUCAAGUAAGGCAACUGCCAAUUAUAGAGCGGUUUGCUCUCCUGAUAUCAAUCACUGUGAUAUGGGCAUACGCACACCUCUUGACAGCCAGUGGCGCAUACAGACAUCGACCAGAAUUAACCAAAGUUAACUGCAGAACUGACCAGGCCAAUCUCAUUUCUUCUGCUCCAUGGAUAAAGAUCCCAUACCCUCUUCAAUGGGGUGCUCCUACCUUUGACGCUGGUCAUUCUUUUGGAAUGAUGGCUGCCGCUCUAGUUUCAUUGAUUGAGUCAACUGGUGCUUACAAGGCUGCAUCGCGUCUAGCAAGCGCUACACCACCACCAGCUCAUAUUCUUAGCCGUGGUAUUGGAUGGCAGGGACUUGGGAUUCUGCUGAGUGGACUCUUUGGAACAUUGACUGGCUCAACAGUCUCUGUAGAAAAUGUAGGGCUUCUGGGAAGCACUCGAGUUGGAAGCCGCAGGGUUAUCCAAAUCUCGGCUGGUUUUAUGAUAUUCUUCUCUAUGUUAGGAAAAUUUGGAGCUUUGUUUGCAUCAAUACCCUUCACCAUAUUUGGAGCAGUAUAUUGUGUUUUGUUUGGUCUUGUUGCUUCGGUGGGGCUGUCAUUUUUGCAGUUCACAAACAUGAAUUCGAUGAGGAACCUCUUUAUCACGGGUGUUUCCUUCUUCUUAGGUUUGUCCAUACCUGAGUAUUUUAGGGAAUAUACAGGCAAGGCUCUUCAUGGUCCUGCACAUACCAGUGCUGGAUGGUUCGAUGAUUUCCUUAAUACAAUCUUCUUCUCAUCCUCGACUGUUGCAUUGAUAGUCGCAAUUUUCUUGGACAACACUCUCGACUACAAGAACAGUGCCAGAGACAGGGGAAUGCCAUGGUGGGUUAAAUUUAGGAACUUUAAGGGGGACAGCCGUAAUGAGGAGUUCUACACCCUCCCUUUCAAUCUCGACCGUUUCUUCCCUCCGUCUUGAAGAAGUGGUUGUAGUGCUCAUUAUUAAGAAAGAAGGAUGUUAAGAGGAAAAGCAUCAUUUCCUGAUAAGAAUUACAUGAUGAUCACGAUUUCAGUGAAAGAAGGGAGGGGGGUGGGGGGGGGUGGUGUGCAACAAAAAGAUCCAUGUGUUCUGAAUGUUUGCUUUCCCUUCCCUCUUUUUCAUUGCUUCAAAGUGUAGUUCUGACUCGGAUUAUUUCGAUAUGAAAGUCACCUAAUUUUUGGUGUA
This is a messenger RNA of Juglans regia (Persian walnut), 2211 nucleotides long. RefSeq names its product nucleobase-ascorbate transporter 2-like. NCBI's taxonomy places the organism in Eukaryota, Viridiplantae, Streptophyta, Magnoliopsida, Fagales, Juglandaceae. The transcript has 13 exons. Gene Ontology annotation, cellular component: membrane. The coding region runs from base 391 to 1965 and encodes 524 amino acids. Gene Ontology annotation, biological process: transmembrane transport. Gene Ontology annotation, molecular function: transmembrane transporter activity. The record is from RefSeq and is a predicted model, not a curated record.